Messenger RNA from Manis pentadactyla (Chinese pangolin), 2775 nucleotides. It is a transcript of the gene EMP1, whose product is annotated as epithelial membrane protein 1. The record is from RefSeq and is a predicted model, not a curated record. Gene Ontology annotation, cellular component: plasma membrane. Lineage: Eukaryota; Metazoa; Chordata; Mammalia; Pholidota; Manidae. The coding region runs from base 192 to 674 and encodes 160 amino acids. The transcript is spliced from 5 exons.
CCGCCCAUCACACACCCAGCACAGCAGCGCAGGAAACUUAUAACCUCGGGAGGCAGGGCCCUCCCCUCACUGUGGUCACAUACCUCCGGAGCAGCGGACGCAGCCGCCAGCUCCUGCCACUCGCCACUUGGAGCCCCGGAGUCGCUGGGACCCUCAGAACCCUCUUCCUCUUGAGUCAUCAAAAAGCCAAGAUGUUGGUAUUACUGGCGGGUAUCUUUGUGGUCCACAUCGCCACCGUAAUUAUGUUAUUUGUUUCCACCAUUGCCAAUGUUUGGGUGGUUUCGGAUUUUGGACAAGCCUCAGUAGGUCUUUGGAAAAACUGUACCAGUGGCAGCUGUGAGGAUGGCCUUUCGUACGGUGGUGAAGAUGCCCUCAAGGCAGUGCAGGCCUUCAUGAUCCUGUCCAUCAUCUUCUCCGUCAUCUCCCUCGUGGUCUUCGUGUUCCAGCUCUUCACCAUGGAGAAAGGAAACCGCUUCUUUCUCUCGGGGGCCACCAUGCUGGUGUGUUGGCUGUGCAUUCUGGUUGGGGUGUCCAUCUAUACUCACCACUACGCGGACGGCAGAGCAACGCAUUACCUGAAGAGCCACCACGGCUACUGCUUCAUCCUGACCUGGAUCUGCUUCUGCUUUAGCUUGAUCAUUGGUGUUCUCUACCUGGUGCUGAGGAAGAAAUAAGGCUGAGCAGAUUAUGGGGGCUGGGGGGGUGGUGGGGAGGAGGACGCCCUUGAAUCUGGGAGGGAAGCAGAAGUUUCUGUACAGGAAAAACCAAGAUGGGGGGUGGGGGACGUGAGGGUGGGGGAGGCUGGAACCUAAACUUUGACUGAGGAGGUCCUGUGCUGUCCAGCCCGUGUCCCUGGGAGGCCACAGUUGGCUCGCACCUGAUGCUCCCUUACUGCGGGCCAGAGAGCCUCUCCCCAGCCACCGGACGUGGCCUCCCAGCUGUUCUCAGUUACACGCACUGCCUGGAGCUCCAUCCGCUGCCUCCACGCUGGCUCCGCCUCUGAGGGUGACUUCCCGGUCUUGCACUGCAGUCCCCAGACCUCCUGCACCAAGUGAAAACAGUGGUACAAGUUCCAGCAAGAGCGGAUACUGUUUUCAUGCUGAAUAUGUAAGCCUGGGAGCCAUCCUGCCCUUCUGACCCAAAGCAAAACAUCACAUUCCAGCCUGAAGGGCCCACAGGAGGGCUUUGGCCAGAGGACCACUAUCCGUCUUUAGAACAGAUAUUUAGCUCUGUGGAAUUCAGUGGUAUUUGUGACAAAAUGGGAGGAAGAGAUAUAAGGCCAGCUUGGUGGGUUAGCUAAACCAAGAAAGGGAGCUUUUCACAGUGGGAGGCCUGGGGGAUGGUCAGACGCCCCAGCAGACCUCACACAGCUGCCUUUCAUGGAGGCCUCUUGCCAUGGAGGGCGCUAGGCCCGCUGCUUAAAGCCAAGGCAGCUCUCCUGAAGCUUCCAUAGAGCCGCUAACUACCAAUUCAGUGGUGAAAGCGCCACACCAAUUAUGGUAUCAAGGGGCAGCCUUCUAACAGUGCUGUAUUAGGGUUGUGUUUUUAGGAUCCCCUCCCCAUGCAGUCAAUGUCUCUCUUAAGUAUAAAACAGGAGAGAGACGGAUAUGGCGCCUUGUAACAUAACCUGUUACUCACCUUCUAAAUUACAAACUUUGAGGAAGUUUUUUUCUAAUUAUCCACAUGGGGGAUCAAUGCCCCAAGGCUUGGUGGUCGCUCUAGCUUUGACACUGGCUGGCAUGGCCCCCUUUCAGAGGCCCUGCCUAUCCUGCUCACAGGCAAGGCAGACAAUUCUGGAAGCUUAUUAAAUCACACACAAACCAAAACCACACAACAGAUCCUUGGGGAAAGGUGCUACGUAAUGGUAAAGUAUUACAAAUACUAGAUUUCAAUCAUAGUAAGAACAGAGUGCCUACACUCCCCGGAAAGUAAGAAAAUUCCCAUGAGAUAAGUAAAAAUAUUGGUGAUGGGCAGGCAUUUUCUUUAGGGAAAGAAAAAAGCAAAAAACUCUUGUAGUACCCAAUCAGACGGCAAGUGAGCUGUCUGUUGCCCCGGGAGCAUUUCUAUGUAGGACUAAGCAGUAGUGUGUUAUUCCUGCUUAAGCAGGCAUUGCUUUGGCCUGGAGCAGCUAUUUUAAGGCAUCUCAGAUUCUGUCUAAAGAGGUUGUUUUGGGAAAACAUUUCCUUUAUCACCCUGAGAAGAAGAUCUACCCCAGAGAGCAUCUGAGACAUCUUGCCUACUUCCUUCUCCCUGUUCCCCUCUCAUCCCAUUUCUUAGAUACUUUUCCUUUUUGGGGAGUUGUUAGGCCAUGAUUGUUGGUAUUUAUGUAAAAGGACUAUUACUAAGUAUAUUUCUCUGUGUUAAUUCUGGUUAAGGGAAUGUUGAGGGUGGGCCACCAAAUUAGCUGGGCUGGGGCUAGAGAGAUGGCAAGCAGAAACUGUGGGAUGAUGAACUUUUUAAUUAUGAUAUAAUUAUCACAUGUAUAGAAGGCUGUAUUAUGCAGAAGCGUACUUACAUAUCAGAUAUAUCUCCAAAAGCCAUAGUCGCAUUAUGUUGAAAAGUCUAACUAUGACGGAGUGAACCAUGUAUUCCCUUGCCUCUGACUUUGUUUCUGUGACAUUUUUGUCCCGUGUAACUUGCAUUACUUUGGUGGGUUGUCCUCGUACUGUAUUUGGCUCCCUCUUUAAUAGUUUGGUAUUUCAUAUACUAUAAUUGUAAAUAUUUUGAUACAAAUGUUUAUAACUCUAGGGAUAUAAAAACAGAUUCUGAUGCCUG